AUGUCAACUUCAACCAAAGCAGAAAUAUUAUCACUUUACCGUGGAUUUCUUCGUAUUAUUGAAAAUUGGCCAAACGAUCUUUUACGACCAAAUCGUAAUUUAAAACAAGUACUUCAUUUACGUGUUACAGAAGGAUUUAGACAAAAUAUAGUUGUUAAAGAUCAGAAUAUAUAUAAUGAUUUGGUUUUACAUGCCGAAAAAGAAUUGAAUGCUCUAAGAAGGUUGGAAGAAAAUGAAUUUAAAGAGAAGUAUCCUCUCUCAGAUAAAAUGUAUACACCAGCAGCGAAUCCAAAAUAUUACUCUGGACUUGUUGUGGCAUUAGAUAAAGCUGCUAAACAAAAACAAAUAGAUGAUUCCACACCACCUUCAUGGUGGAGAAGGAUUUUGGGCUUGGGUCAUUACAAAGAACUUUAA
Funneliformis caledonium is the source of this 414-nucleotide messenger RNA. Lineage: Eukaryota; Fungi; Glomeromycota; Glomeromycetes; Glomerales; Glomeraceae. The record is from the annotation of a GenBank genome assembly.